Quercus lobata is the source of this 893-nucleotide messenger RNA. RefSeq names its product probable glutathione S-transferase. Gene Ontology annotation, molecular function: glutathione transferase activity. The coding region runs from base 40 to 705 and encodes 221 amino acids. Gene Ontology annotation, cellular component: cytoplasm. The record is from RefSeq and is a predicted model, not a curated record. Lineage: Eukaryota; Viridiplantae; Streptophyta; Magnoliopsida; Fagales; Fagaceae. Gene Ontology annotation, biological process: glutathione metabolic process. The transcript has 2 exons.
CCCAUUUGCUUCAAUAAUAAUAUCCCAAAUUCUGUGACAAUGACGGACGAGGUGAUUCUGCUGGAUUUUUGGUCCAGCAUGUUUGGGUUGAGGGUCAGGAUUGCGCUAGCUGAGAAGGAUAUCAAGUAUGAGUACAAGGAAGAGGACUUGAUGAAUGACAACAAGAGCCCUCUGCUUUUAGAGAUGAAUCCCAUUCACAAGAAGAUCCCAGUUCUUAUCCACAACGGGAAACCAGUGUGUGAGUCUCUUGUCAUUGUUCAGUACAUAGAUGAGGUCUGGAAUGACAAGUCGCAAUUGUUGCCCUCUGAUCCUUACCAGAGAGCUCAAGCCAGGUUCUGGGCUGAUUUUGUUGAUACAAAGGUUUAUCAAGUAUCAAGGAAGGUAUGGACCACAAAAGGAGAGGAGCUAGAGGCAGCAAAGAAGGAAUUCCUUGAAACCUAUAAGAUGUCGGAGGGGGAACUUGGUGACAAACCUUACUUUGGGGGUGAAAGAUUUGGGUAUGUGGACCUUACUCUUAUCCCCUUCUACACCUGGUUCUAUUCUAUUGAGACCUUAGGGGGUUUCAAAGUUGAGGCACAGUGCUCCAAGAUUGUUGCAUGGGCUAAGAGGUGUAUGCAGAAAGAGACUAUUGCCAAGACCCUUCCUGACCAGAAGAAGGUUUACGAGCUUCUUGGACAGUUUAGGCGAAGGCUUGGUUUAGAGUAGACUAAUGGUUAGUCCCAAAUCUGGAAGUGCUAUCAUAUUAGUGAGGUUUUUUAUGGUUAAUUUUGUUGGUUUCAUGUUGUAAUGUUUAAGUUUGGGUUUGUUUUUCUUUCCAACAAAAAAGUUUGGGUUUGUUUCAUCUUGUAAGUUGUAAGACCUUUUAGUGUGUCUACCGAGUACUAAGUUUUAAA